Podospora pseudocomata is the source of this 2100-nucleotide messenger RNA. It is a transcript of the gene SCH9, whose product is annotated as Serine/threonine-protein kinase. Gene Ontology annotation, cellular component: cytoplasm; nucleus. The transcript has 3 exons. Gene Ontology annotation, biological process: protein phosphorylation. Bases 1 to 2100 code for a protein of 699 amino acids. Gene Ontology annotation, molecular function: protein serine/threonine kinase activity; ATP binding. The record is from RefSeq and is a predicted model, not a curated record. Lineage: Eukaryota; Fungi; Ascomycota; Sordariomycetes; Sordariales; Podosporaceae.
AUGGAAGGUAUUAACCAGCGCAGCAGGUCUGUCGCGGCAGCGGAAGAGGACGGUGCGGCGGAUCAGAUUGGUUACGAAUCGCCGCGCUCUGGCAUUGCGACUCCGCAGCCAGACCUUCAAGAUCGACGGCUGCCGGGCAUCAUGAGCUACUUCAACCAGAGCGGUGCCAACACCCCAACUCGUGCACUCUCAUCUACCCAACAUUCGCGCUCCAGCGAUGGGCAUGACAGUAACUCUAGGCACAACGGCGAGAGCAUUGAUCGGACUGCGACCAACACACCAACACCUCAGGGCGCCCGAGUACCAGCCCCAAGAGGAAAAUUGGCCGUCAAGAUUUCCGAAGCCAGAGGGCUAAAGCGAUGUCAAAACCCUUAUGUCGUUGUUGUUUUCCAGCGAAGCGAGCUCAUCUCGGCCGGCCCUCGACCUUCGGAGAUGGACGACGAUGCCGCCAUUGCCGCUGUGGCCAUGGGCGGAGUGCCGAUUCAGCGCACAGGGAGCGAUUCUGGCAGGCCAAUGGCGAUUCCAAUGCGAAGCAGACAGAGCAGCAACACCAGUCUUUCCGAUUUCAACACUUUCCGCAACCGCACCUCUGGGUCGCGGCGGUCCUUGACCAACCCAAAGUGGGACGCGGAAGCCAUCUUCGAUGUUAUUGACUCGGACAUGCUUGUGGACAUUUCGGUUUACGGGCAAGGACAAAAUGGGGAGGAGUUCUUGGGUCAUGUCGAUUUCGAGGCCAAGUCGUCUGAGAGGGAGGGACCGGUCCGUGGUUGGUUCCCACUGAAAGGACAUGCCGACACAAUGGCCGAAAAUGCGCCGACGGGCGAGAUUUACGUCGAGGCGUUUUACCAGCGAGCGGAGCCGAAGCAUUAUGGACCCGAAGACUUUCAGAUUCUGCGACUUAUCGGCAAGGGCACGUUCGGUCAGGUAUAUCAGGUUCGCAAGAAGGAUACCAAGCGCAUUUACGCCAUGAAGGUCUUGUCGAAGAAGGUGAUUGUGCAGAAGAAGGAGGUGGCGCAUACUGUUGGCGAGCGCAACAUUCUGGUACGGACAGCGAUGGCCGAUUCCCCAUUUAUUGUGGGCCUCAAGUUCUCCUUCCAGACUCCUUCUGAUCUCUACCUGGUCACGGAUUACAUGUCGGGUGGAGAGCUCUUUUGGCAUUUGCAAAAGGAUGGCAAGUUUGAGGAGAAGCGCGCCAAGUUCUACAUUGCGGAGCUGAUUCUCGCGAUUCAACAUCUCCAUAAGAACGACAUUGUUUAUCGCGAUUUGAAGCCCGAAAACAUUUUGCUGGAUGCGAACGGCCACAUUGCGCUCUGCGAUUUCGGUCUUUCCAAGGCCAACCUCACUAAGAACGACACCACCAACACAUUCUGCGGCACAACGGAAUAUCUCGCCCCAGAAGUGCUCUUGGACGAGACGGGUUACACCAAGAUGGUUGACUUCUGGUCUUUGGGCGUCCUGGUUUUCGAAAUGUGUUGCGGGUGGAGCCCAUUCUACGCCGAGGAGACGCAACAAAUGUACAAGAACAUUGCUUUUGGCAAGGUUCGAUUCCCUCGGGAUACUUUGUCGUUGGAAGGCCGGAAUUUUGUCAAGGGGCUGCUGAAUCGCAACCCGAAGCAUCGUCUCGGCGCGACUGACGAUGCCGAAGAGCUGAAGAGACACGCGUUCUUUGCCGACAUUGACUGGGAUGCUCUUUCUAAGAAGUUGAUCACCCCUCCAUUUAAGCCGCAACUCAAGAACGACACCGAUGUCUCCUACUUCGACCCCGAGUUCACCAACGCUCUCAACACCAACGGGUCACUCAACGAGCGGGCGGCCGCCCUGGCCAAGGGAUACGCGACAUCGACUCCCCUCUCACCAUCAGUACAGGCCAAUUUCCAGGGAUUCACGUUUGUGGAUGAGAGCGCGCUUGACGACCACAUGGGGAACAGGUACAGCAAGUACGAGGACGAGGACAUGGAUGAUGAUCACGACCGGAGGAGGGAUGAUGACUGGGACGACAUGCGCGAUGUCGAUCCCCGGAAUUCAAAUCGCAUGAGUGGAAUCGUCAGGACCAACACUCACGAUGAGCAGAUGUUUGGUGCAUCAAACUUCGACAUGUAG